Molecule: messenger RNA, 479 nt
Organism: Lates calcarifer (barramundi perch)
Lineage: Eukaryota; Metazoa; Chordata; Actinopteri; Centropomidae
Product: targeting protein for Xklp2-A
Exons: 3
Coding region: 1-384 (127 amino acids)
Biological process (GO): regulation of mitotic spindle organization; activation of protein kinase activity
Cellular component (GO): microtubule; spindle
Source: RefSeq, a predicted model, not a curated record
AUGGGUACAUGUGAUAGGUCAGACUUUUUAAAUACCUUCUUAAACAUCCAGAAUAAAGACACUGUUGAAUCACUUUCCUUUGAACUUUCCCAGGUACCACAGUUCAAAGCCAAGCCACUGCCAGAUUUUGACAGUGUGGUCCUACCUGAAAAGAAAAAGCUGGAGCCAACGAAGCCAGAACCCUUCAGACUGCUCCUGGAUGAGCGUGGCGCUGUCAGGAGCAGUCGCUGGGAACAGAUGGUAAAAGAAGAGCAGAAACAACAAGAACAGGCGACAGUAUUCAAAGCCAGGCCCAACACUGUCACUCAUAAAGAGCCUUUCCAACCCAAAAAGGAGGAUCACGCUGCAGCAGGUAAGACUGUUAACACAGAUCACCAACCCUAACCCAGCUUUAUUUACACCUAUCUGAGAUCUUCAUAGUCUAGAAAAAUGCAUAUUACUGACUGAGGCCUCAAACAGGUCUUAGCAAAACUUUGUAC